Molecule: messenger RNA, 2381 nt
Organism: Lucilia cuprina (Australian sheep blowfly)
Lineage: Eukaryota; Metazoa; Arthropoda; Insecta; Diptera; Calliphoridae
Product: organic cation transporter-like protein
Exons: 1
Coding region: 517-2232 (571 amino acids)
Biological process (GO): transmembrane transport
Cellular component (GO): membrane
Molecular function (GO): transmembrane transporter activity
Source: RefSeq, a predicted model, not a curated record
GCGAGUCGUUUAAGCAAGAAGUGUUUUUGGCGUAGCGGUUGUGUUAAUUGUUUUCGGAUGAAAAAAUGUUCGUUUUGAAAAGAAAAAAUUGAGAAAUAAAAAAAAACGUGUGAUAAAUCCAAUAAAAGCUAACUCUCAAAGCACGUGCCUUUAAGUUUUGAACAUAUUUUGUAUUACUCUUAAAGAACUCUGACCGCACAAAUAAAUAUUCCCUCAUCCGCAGACGUAAAACCCGGUGUAACUACACUCUCAACAUAUUCUCAAAAUUUGAAUUGUGCCAGUGCUCUCAGUAAAUGCUAUCUUCAUUAAAAUAUGGACUACGAACACGUCAUUUUAAAAUAAUGUAUACAUACAUUUAUAAACAUUUCAUAGUCCAAAUAUCUAAACAGUAAAUAGAGAACAAAGUAUUGCAAAAGUUUUAGUAAUUUAAAUAUAAAAACAAAUAUUACCAAUCUAAACAGUAUUAAGUUAUAUUUAAAUAUUAAGUGUCAUUAAGUAACACCAAUAACCGUCAUAAUGGGAUACGACGAUGUUAUUGCACAUUUGGGUGAUUUUGGAAAAUAUCAGAAAAUUAUAUAUUUUCUUAUCUGUCUAACAUCAAUAACCUGUGCAUUUCAUAAACUUGCCGGUGUUUUCCUGCUAGCUAAACCGGAUUUCCGUUGCGUGCUUCCAUUCGAAAAUUCAACAAACCAAAAUAAACUCGAGUAUGAUUUACCAGAAAAUGUAUGGAAAUUGGCUUAUCCAAAAGAUUUGUUAGGUGUAAACUAUCAAACAUGUUCAUAUUACAAUGUAGAGUAUACAUCGGAAUAUUUAAAUAGUAGUGAACCGAUUGCUGCUACUGAAACCGUAGAGUGUUCACAAUAUGUCUACGAUACGACAAAAUACCUAAAUAGUGCUGUUACUGAAUGGGAUAUGGUGUGUGGACGUAGCUUCCUAGCAGCCACUAGCGAUGCAAUGUUCAUGUUGGGAGUCUUGGUGGGGAGUAUGGUUUUUGGCCAGAUGUCAGAUAAAUAUGGUAGAAAACCUAUAUUUUUCGCAUCGCUAGUAAUUCAGGUCGUAUUUGGAGUAUUGGCUGGCGUAGCACCGGAAUAUAUAACAUAUACUGCAUCACGUUUUGUAGUGGGUGCCACGACUUCUGGCGUAUUUUUGGUUGCUUAUGUUAUUGCCAUGGAAAUGGUGGGUCCUAGUAAGAGACUGUUUGCUGGCAUCUUUGUUAUGAUGUUUUUCUCGGCGGGUUUUAUGUUGACAGCAUUGUUUGCUUACUUUAUUCACGAUUGGCGUUGGCUACAGAUUGCUUUAACACUACCCGGUUUAUUAUUUAUGUGUUAUUAUUGGAUUAUACCCGAAUCGGCGCGUUGGCUUUUAUCUAAAAACAGAAAAGAAGCAGCAAUAGCAAAUAUACAGAAAGCUGCACGUUUCAAUAAGGUGACAAUUCCUAUGGAUGUACUUAAUCAGUUAUUGGAUGAUAAUACUGAAGAAAAGAAACCCGAGACCGAGGAGUCUGAAGUAAAGCAGCCAAGUGUGCUGGAUCUUUUACGCUAUCCUAAUUUAAGAAAGAAGACUUUAUUGAUAUUUUUCGAUUGGUUCGUGAAUAGUGGCACUUACUAUGGACUUUCAUGGAAUACAAAUAAUCUUGGUGGAAAUGUUCUGCUAAAUUUUGUGAUAUCUGGAGCCGUUGAAAUACCAGCUUACAUAUUUCUUUUAUGUACACUUAAUAAAUGGGGACGUCGUUCUAUAUUGUGUGGUUGUAUGCUUGCCGCUGGCACAAGUUUACUGCUCACAAUAAUCGUUCCAGGUAAUAUGAAUUGGCUGAUUAUUACGUUUGCUAUGAUAGGCAAAUUGGCAAUAACAGCGUCUUAUGGUACCAUAUACAUAUUUUCUGCCGAACAGUUUCCAACUGUAGUGCGCAAUGUUGGUCUGGGAGCUUCUUCGAUGGUUGCCCGUAUCGGAGGCAUUUUAGCACCAUUCUUCAAUAUGUUAGCUGAUAUAUGGAAACCGCUUCCGUUAAUUAUAUUUGGAGCAAUGGCAUUUGUUGGCGGUUUACUUUCACUUCUGUUGCCAGAGACUCACGACAAACCAACACUUGAGACUAUAGCCGAUGGCGAAGAGUUUGGUAAAGGAAAUAAGUCUGAAGACUGUGUGUUAGAAAAUGGCAAAGAACUUAAAAGUUUAAAUAAAUCGGAAACUCUACCUCUAAAAUCAACAACUAACGAUCAAAAUUUUAAAAAUUAACUAUAUAAAAAAAUUAUUAAUUAUAAAACUAAAAUGCUUAAUUACGCAUUUGGUUUGUAUUAUGACCAAUAUAAAAAUAAAAAUGUAGUACAUACAUACAAAUAUAAAGAGAAAUUAAAAAAAUACACAAUAUAUUUUCCUUAAAAAAA